This is a messenger RNA of Andrographis paniculata, 1123 nucleotides long. RefSeq lists its product as uncharacterized. The record is from RefSeq and is a predicted model, not a curated record. Lineage: Eukaryota; Viridiplantae; Streptophyta; Magnoliopsida; Lamiales; Acanthaceae. Bases 125 to 931 code for a protein of 268 amino acids. The transcript has 2 exons.
CAAAAGCUACCAUCUUCAAGAUCUCGCAUCUCUCUGUUCGCCGCCGCUGCCGAUAUCCGCCGCUGCCUGAAUUCUCUGCGACUGAGCAGCCAAUUCCGCGUCUACUAGGGUAAAAAAAAAAAAGAUGGAUGAUGUGAUAACCGAUGUCCCGCCUCCGUCGAGGUUCUUGUUGGAUGAUUUGAACAACUUCGCUACUCCGCCGCCGCCCCUCCCGUCGCCAUUCCUCGUCUUCCCAUCAGCUGAUUCCGCAAAAAAGUUCUCGCCUUCGCUGCUCAUCAUCGCCAUGUCGACCCCAUCUCUCCAUUUCUUACACCACAUAUCCUCGAAAACAGUCGUCGGGACGCUAAUUCUCCCCGAAAUUCCGUUUUCUGGCAACUCAAUCGAACCGUCGCUUAAAGACAAGUCCUGCAACAUAUACACCCUCAACGACGACAGCGGCGGAUCGAUUAUGAUUGUCCUGGUUCAGUUCCCCGUAACUCCCGAAAGAGCCCAUGCCGUCGCAAAGCUGCUGAUCGGCGAAAGAAUCGUACCCGAGCGGGUUCUGAUUCUGGAUUCAAUUCGAAGCUCUAAUUUCCGCGGAAAGCUCGACCCUGACGAGACGAUUGCUUUCAAACUUGAGACAUCCUUGGAGAGAAAGAAUUCGGACAUCGGAGAAUCCCCGUUAUUCAAAACGCUCGAUUAUUAUCCUUCCGGAAGCGUCGUCGAUGGUCUCGCUGCGGCCUUAUUGAGUCGAUGCGAAGUUAGGAAGAUCAAGGCGACUUUGUGCGUUUCAUGGCCCGAUUUGGGGUUUCCCGUUAUGUCGCUCGUCAAAAUUUUGCUGCUCAAGAAUGCGCUGUCGGGUGUGAGUCACGCCGUCGAUAAGGACUAUGAAAUCGAGUAUUUGAAGAUGAGCCGGAGGAGGAAACAGGUCGAUUCUGACUUGUAUACAUGAUAUAGUAUCACGCAAUAUUCAGUUGUUUUUGUUUUUGUUUUGGUUUUUGUUUUUUUUUUGUUUUUUUUUUGUUUGGUGAUCGAGACUUGGAAGUGUUUAAACAUUAGGUUGUUUGGUUUUGAAUGUUUUGUACUUGUGUUAUGGCCUAUUUUGAUGAUAGGCUCGACUGAAAAGACAUUGAUAGAAUUUAUA